GCUCAUUCGCGGCACAUGCGUCCGGCAAGAAUAAUUAACGGCACUGCGAGAGAUAUGGGAAACAAGGCUAACCUCCUCAAUAUCUCUGCGCUGUUCUUGUGCGUGCUCUGUGCAUCAUCAAGAACGACGAACGGGCACCUACUAACGAAGAGGGAACUUGUUGCAGCCUGCACCCCUCCGAAGUUUGAUGUCGUGAAAGUGACUCCAGAGCCCACGCAGGUCACCAUCAACUGGAGAAUGAAUCGAUUGGAUAACGUUGCUAAUUGUGGUUACAACGUCAGCAUCACAUGGAGCCUGAAAGACGGAGUGCUCCAAGAAGACGAAGUGCAAGAAAACGAAAGUCAAGAAGGGAUAUACAUAGUUUCUGGUCUAAAGCCUUACAGCCCUGUACACGUGACUCUGGGAUUACGGUACACUGACAAGAAGGGCGUCAACCACACUGGAGAAGCUAGCGUUCUUGUUACCAAGACAGCAGUCGGCAAACCCUCCCCACCGAGGAACUUCAGAGUGACCGCUUACGGAGAAAAACAUAUUUCGCUUGAGUGGGAGUCUCCCAAAGUUCUUAACGGCCCGCUGGACGGAUACGAAUACAGGGUCUGCCCUGUGGAUACCUGCGACACUGAGCCUAGUCGAAGCUGCAGUGAGCCUCACUACGAAUUGCAGCGUUUGUUUACUCUCAGUCCUGUUAAGCAGCAGCAGUACUACUGGGUUUGGCUGGCAGGGUACAACCUAAUCGCAAACGGGAGCGAGCCGGACGGCAAGGUGGUGGGAAACUACUCGGCACUCUGCGUCAGGACAAUCAAAUCAGCACCACCUCCGCGGUCUAUGGAAAUCGAAAUAGUGAGUGAUUCUUCUUCGGAGAAGACUCAGGUUACUGUUGAAAUCCCCGUCAAUUUCUUCAAUCAAGUCAACGGAAAUGUCACACAUAUUGAAUGGCUCGUAGCGGAGGAGUCGCAAAUAGACAACUGCCAUGCUCCCGCGAACUGGAAAGAAGCCCACUUGCAGGACCCGGUCCAGUGUUACAGUGUCAUAUCUGAAGGGCAAAUCUGGAACAUUACAGGUUUCCCACCGGGAUGUCAAACCUCAGGCGAUGUCGUUCGGUGCGUGAUAGGUACUGAUGAAGACUGCGGUUCAACCAUCUGUAAUGGUAAAGUCAAAGAGGGCGUCACGUACGGGAUAAAGCUAAGGGCGUAUAAUAGCGCCGGAUACUUCGAUUCCCAGCCGUCAUUCUUCAGAGAUGGAAAUCCAGCUAAGUCUCAACCUCCGUCGGCGCCAAGGAAUUUCACGGUGUCAAAAAAGGGACCUGAAGGUGUCACAAUGAUUUGGGAGGAGCCAGAAAAUCCAAACGGUCUACUGGAGGGUUACACCUACGUUGUCUGCAACGUCGAUUCGUGUGGAAGCGAGCCUCCCAAGAGGUGCAGCGAUUAUCGGGAAACACCUGAACGUACCGUUACGGUGACAGCUACUCCAGAUCAAUACUACUGGGUUUGGCUAGCGGCGUACAGGAGAGACAGAUGGACGAACCAAAUGAUCAUCAGCGAACAUGCAAGAAUUUGCUUUCGAACUGCGCCGCCACGACUUAGCGCUCCCAAGAAUUUGAUGUUGACUUCGGCGAGCCCGCAAGAGGUAGCGAUGAAGUGGGAGUCACCCAAUGAUCCAAGCGGUACCUUGGUGGGAUACGUGUACGUUAUCUGCAGAGUGGAAAGCUGCUCGAAGGAGCCUCCCACGACGUGCAGUGACCUGCGCGUUACAUCGGAUCGUAGCCUUAUAUUAACAGCACAUCCGAACAACUACUACUGGGUGUGGAUGGCCGCGUACAACCAGGACUCGGAUACAGGCAACAAAGUCCUAGGUCCCUACGCUCCACUGUGCUUCCGAACACCACCCGAUACGCCUUGAAGACUUCACCCGGAAGCGAAGUAAAUGGCGCGAGAUCGGGCUGUGGACUUUGAGUAUAAACGUCGUCAAUCGAUAUCGAUAUGCUUGGGAUCUUGGCUAUCGGGAGACUCUACAAGAUCGUGGUGACGGGAUUAUUGGUGGUUAAAAAUAAAGGUGUCUGAAUCUUGUU
Messenger RNA from Ornithodoros turicata, 2068 nucleotides. RefSeq names its product phosphatidylinositol phosphatase PTPRQ-like. The record is from RefSeq and is a predicted model, not a curated record. NCBI's taxonomy places the organism in Eukaryota, Metazoa, Arthropoda, Arachnida, Ixodida, Argasidae. Gene Ontology annotation, molecular function: protein binding. Bases 16 to 1899 code for a protein of 627 amino acids. The transcript has 11 exons.